Messenger RNA from Helianthus annuus (common sunflower), 1718 nucleotides. RefSeq names its product AT-rich interactive domain-containing protein 6. Gene Ontology annotation, cellular component: nucleus. The coding region runs from base 181 to 1530 and encodes 449 amino acids. The transcript has 12 exons. Gene Ontology annotation, biological process: regulation of transcription by RNA polymerase II. The record is from RefSeq and is a predicted model, not a curated record. Gene Ontology annotation, molecular function: DNA binding. NCBI's taxonomy places the organism in Eukaryota, Viridiplantae, Streptophyta, Magnoliopsida, Asterales, Asteraceae.
GUAUGUUGGCUUAAAUAUUAAAUCAUCAGCAAAUAAUAAUUAUGGUAUAGUUUGAUUCUGAGAGAGAGAGAGGGAGAGAUACCAUAAAUCCAAGAUCAGAAAAUUUCCUAGGGUUUGCAGAGAGGAAGAAAAUCCACACUCAAAACCCACUCACAACAACAAGAAGACGCAACAGUGACGAUGGAAGACAAACCUAAUGAUACUGGAUCCAAAUCAACCGACGCCACCAAAUCAGACGAAAAACCAUUAGCUGAAACCCUAGACGAUGCCAAUACUGCAGAAGAGCAUCAUAAUAACACCACCGAAAUUGAUGCAAUUGCUAAUCAGUCUGACUCAGUUGCAGCAGUCUCAAACGAGGAUGUCAAUGUCAAAUAUCCAGACACAGAAGCAGCAGCAGCAGCAGUUGAGAACAAAAAUGACGACGUAGAACAGCUGGAAAACGGCGAAGAACAUCAUCAUAUUGCGUCUCCAUCUGCAUCCGGUGGGAACAAAAACGACGACGUAGAGGAUGUGAUGGAGGGAAAGAUGUGUGCUGAUUUUGUUGUAGUUCCUAGGAUGGAAUCGGAAAGGGAAAUUGGGGAUUCGUUUCUAUUGGAACCAAAUUCGGGUGUUGAAGAUGAGUCUGGAACAGAGGAUGAACAAGCUGCGUUUAUGAAGGAGGUUGAAAUUUUUCAUAAAGAGAGGUUUUUGGAGUUUAAGCCUCCAAAGUUUUAUGGAGAGCCACUCAAUUGCCUUAAGUUAUGGAGAUCGGUGAUCAGGCUCGGUGGCUAUGAACAGGUGACCUCUUGCAAGCUGUGGCGACAAAUUGGAGAAUCAUUUAAACCCCCUAAGACUUGUACUACUGUCUCAUGGACAUUCCGAGUUUUUUACGAGAAGGCAUUGCUUGAAUACGAGAAAUAUAAGAGUAGUAUCGGGGAGCUUCCGUUCACUGAUGUCUCUUCUGCAGAACCUGUUUCUGGUUUGAAACAGACCAGUAUAAAUCAAACACCUGGAUCAGGAAGGGCCAGGAGAGACGCAGCAGCUCGAGCUAUGCAGGGUUGGCAUUCUCAACGUCUUGGUAAUGGCGAAGUUGGGGAUCCAGUCAUCAAGGACAAGACUUCAAGUACGUCUGUGAAGCGAGAAAAGCAAGGCAUUGGUUUGCUGAAGCGCAAAAAGCCAUCUCCGGUUGAACGUGCUGUCAAAGUUGCUCGCAUGAAAGCGUCAAAACCACAAUUGGACUCACCAGUUGUGGAUGUGGGCCCUCCUGCUGAUUGGGUGAAAAUUAAUGUGCAGAGAACUAAGGACUGCUUUGAGGUGUAUGCUUUGGUCCCCGGGCUUUUACGUGAAGAGGUGCGGGUACAGUCAGAUCCAGCUGGUCGCUUGGUCAUAUCUGGUCAACCAGAGCAGCUCGACAAUCCUUGGGGCGUUUCUCCUUUUAAAAAGGUUGUAAGCUUGCCAUCUCGGAUUGAUCCUCAUCAAACCUCAGCCGUUGUAACCCUGCAUGGUCAGUUGUUUGUGAGAGUGCCGUUUGAGCAGCCAGCCGUUUCUUAACAGAUGCAGAAAGUUGUAGAAUUUGUAGCUGUAUGUAAUCAGGUUUAAAAGAUGAAACUUGUGUAUGUUUCUUACUUGAUUUGUAUUUGCAAAAACCGUCACAAACAUGUCCCAACACAAAUUCAAGGAUCCGAUUCUAACUGGAACCGUCAUUUUGUGAGCUAAUCUAUAAGCCUGUUUGAUCCUUC